CUAGCCCCAUGCCCACGGAUCUUAUCAGAUUGAUAAUCUCAUCAAUCAACUCGCAUUUGACCAGCAUUGUAGGCAAAAAUGGACGACAAGGCUAGAGCCACGGGUCAAGACCACUCGGUUGAUGCGGAAGCACACAGGCCUCCCUCCAUCAUUGAGGAGAAGAAUCGAGAUUCUGAGGAUUCACGAACACGCACAGAAGAGAUUUUACACGCUGCUGGAGUCGGCAUCAGCCGGCUGACCCGACACUGCCAUGCUUGACUGUGCGAAUGUGGGUAAUUGGCCUUGGCUUUUGUCUCAUUGGCAGCGGCAUCAAUACGCUAUACACUUUUAGGAUGCCGUCCGUCACGCUGUCCCAGUCCGCAGUUCAGUUCCUCGCAUAUCCUGUUGGGAAAUUCUGGGCUUUUGCUGUUCCUGAUUGGGGUCUUACGAUCUUUGGAAAGCGUCAUAGCCUCAAUCCUGGGCCAUUCAACCACAAGGAGAACAUCUUGGUAUAUAUCCUAGCCAACUUGAGUUUUUUGACCCGUCUGAGCGCCGACGUCUUGACCGAACAACGUGUAUUCUACGGCCUUCACCUCGGAUGGGGGUUUGAAAUCUUAAUCACACUCGCGACGAUUUUAUAUGGGUUUUCUUUGGCUGGUCUUGGAAGAUCCAUCGUUGUGGAACCCAAGAGCUUGGUUUGGCCAGGCGUCUUGGGGGACACUGCUUUAAAUAGCACCCUUCAUAAUUCGGGCAAGGAGGAUGAGAAUGAGAGCAAGUGGAAUGGAGCUCGAUACAAGUUCUUCUUGAUCGUUUUCUGUGCAUCCUCCGUUUGGUAUUGGUUCCCUGAUUUCAUCUUCCCUGCGCUGGGCUACUUCACAUGGAUUUGCUGGAUUGCCCCAAAGAACCCAGUGGUGAAUCAAAUAUUUGGAAUGAAAAGCGGCAUUGGUUUGCUUCCGUUCACUCUUGACUGGAGUCAGAUCGCAUACAUCGGAUCACCCCUCGUGGUUCCAACUUGGGCUAUUCUCAACAUUCUCGCUUCGCUUGUAUUUUGGAUCUACAUAAUUACCCCAGCGCUGUACUAUUCCAACGUCUGGUCCACGGCGUACUUUCCAAUACAGAGCAACUCGAUAUUUGAUAAUCAAGGACAUGAGUACAAUGUCUCCAAGGUCAUCAAUAAGCUUGACGGCUUUACUAUCAACAUUGAAAAAUAUCACGAGUACUCACAUAUCUAUCUGCCAGUGGUUUACGCACUCAAUACCUUCGGUCUAUGCUUUGCCUGCAUCCCGUCGCUUUUCGUGUGGCUAUUGCUCGAAAAGCGUGAGGAGAUGAAGGCCGUAUUCAAGACUUCAACCAUUGCCAAAUUCUUAGGGAAAUGUACGACUGAAGUUGAAAACCCACAGGCCUUAUACAAGCCUGUACCAAUGUGGUGGUAUUUUGUCACUACACUUCUUGCGAUUGGUGUGGGAAUUUUCGCCUGCGAAUUCUAUCCCGUGCAACUGCACUGGUAUGGAGUGCUUCUUGCCUUGGUCGUGUCUGCAGCCUUCUUUAUUCCGCUUGCCUGGGUGUAUGCCACAACAAAUAUGAAGGUUCAAAUUGAUGUAUUCUGCCGCAUCAUUGCGGGGUACAUCUGGGAAGGCAAGGUUCUAGCCAACAUCUGGUUCUUUGACUUGGGCUACAUCUCUGGUAUCAAAGGUUUAUCAUUUGCUCAAGAUUUGAAACUUGGAAUCUACUGCGAUAUCCCACCCCGCCAGCUGUUUGCUGUCCAAAUCGUUGGAAUUGUGGUAGGAACUGUUGGCCAAGUUUCAGUUCUCAACUGGGCGUUAGGAAAUAUUCCAAACAUUUGCACCAAAAAGGCCGAAAAUGGGUUUACCUGCCCGUUCUCCCGCACCCACUUCAACACAAGCAUGGUCUGGGGGGCGAUUGAUCCUCGCCGAUUCUUCGCACCCGGGGCCCUAUACCGCCAGCUGCUGUGGUUCUUUCUGGUUGGUGCUAUUCUUCCAGUUAUUGUAUUCGUUGUCAAGCGACGGUUCUUCCCUAAAACGCCGUGGCUUCGUAAGGUCCAUGUGCCCCUAUUUCUGGGAGGCUUGAACUACAUUCCACCCGCGUCUGGAACUAACUACGGAAGUUGGGCUAUUGUCGGGCUCAUAUUUGGGCUGUGGAUUAAACGCCAUUCGAAAGGUUGGUGGCAUCGAUACAACUUUGUCCUCAGCUCGGCCAUGGACUGCUCCGUAGCUAUUGCUGGCAUCGUGAUUUUCUUCACGGUAUUCUACACGGGAGCCUCUGGAAAUUUUAACUGGUGGGGGACAAGGGUCCAUCAGGAUACUUAUGACUGGGAUGGAUGCACUUACAGAGUACUGGAUGCUGGGGCAAAGUUGGGGGAAUAGGCUAGGACAAAAGUUCAAACCCUUUCUGUGCCUCCAACCUUUGGAUCAAUUCUUAUUAUUACAACGAAUGGCGCUGAAUCUUGAGGGCACAGAAAGUGCCCUGGUCUUUCUGAAGCGAUCGGGAUGUCACGCUCUACUGAUAUGAAUCAAAAUCUGGUUGGAUGAGACACCGC
Ilyonectria robusta is the source of this 2536-nucleotide messenger RNA. RefSeq names its product oligopeptide transporter OPT superfamily. The transcript has 9 exons. Gene Ontology annotation, molecular function: oligopeptide transmembrane transporter activity. Lineage: Eukaryota; Fungi; Ascomycota; Sordariomycetes; Hypocreales; Nectriaceae. Bases 267 to 2363 code for a protein of 698 amino acids. Gene Ontology annotation, biological process: transmembrane transport. The record is from RefSeq and is a predicted model, not a curated record.